AUGGGUGACAUUGAGAAAGGCAAGAUUUUUGUUCAGAAGUGUGCCCAGUGCCACACUGUGGAAAAGGGAGGCAAGCAUAAGACUGGACCAAACCUCCACGGUCUGUUUGGGAGGAAGACAGGUCAGGAGGCUGGAUUCUCGUACACAGAUGCCAACAAGAACAAAGGUAUCACCUGGGGAGAGGACACCCUGAUGGAGUAUUUGGAGAAUCCCAAAAAGUACAUCCCUGGAACAAAAAUGAUCUUCGCUGGAAUUAAGAAGAAGGGAGAGAGGUGGACCUAA
Molecule: messenger RNA, 282 nt
Organism: Chionomys nivalis (European snow vole)
Lineage: Eukaryota; Metazoa; Chordata; Mammalia; Rodentia; Cricetidae
Product: cytochrome c, somatic-like
Exons: 1
Coding region: 1-282 (93 amino acids)
Biological process (GO): mitochondrial electron transport, ubiquinol to cytochrome c; mitochondrial electron transport, cytochrome c to oxygen
Cellular component (GO): mitochondrial intermembrane space
Molecular function (GO): electron transfer activity; heme binding
Source: RefSeq, a predicted model, not a curated record